UGAAUAAUAUAUGUUAAUGUGUAAGUAUAGUAUGUAUAUAGAUAUAUCGAGGGUUCGAUGUGGAUAAAAGCGAGGGGAGGGUUCCGUUGGAAUGGCUGUCGGAGAGUGUAUAGCGCGUUUGAGUCAGUUGGUGUAGAGACUCCAUGGAGAGCGCUUGUUGUUGUCUAAUGUCACUCAAUAUCCCUUCAAUGUCAAUUACUGUCUUCUACUUUGGUCGAUUGUACCAUUCGCGCUUGACAUUGACACACUGAUAACUACAUGGAUUAAAUAUAUCUGUAUAUAUAUAUAACCAAUGGUGUGCAGCGUAUACGGCGCGAAAUUCUUUUUUUAAUUUUUUUCGUUAAUUAAAAUUGCAAUGAUGGCGUACGAUUAUCCUUAUCCAGUAUCGAGAACUCAUCAAUAUAAAAAGAUUACGAAGCCAAUGUUGGAGAGAAAAAGGCGGGCUCGGAUUAAUAGAUGUUUGGAGGAAUUGAAAAAUCUUAUGGUCGAUGCUUUAGAGACUGAAGGUGAAAAUAUAAGUAAAUUAGAAAAAGCGGAUAUUCUUGAACUCACUGUACGUCACCUUCAAAGACUCCAAGCUUCCAGAGCAUCAGAACCAUCUUCGUCACUCAACGAAGAAACUUUGGCAGAAAGUCGUUGGCAAUCAGGAUUCGGACAGUGCGCCGCCGAAGCAUGCAAAUAUCUCGCGGCGCUUCCCGGCGAGUCUGGUCAAAAAUUAGCUCGUCAUUUAGCCUCAGGACUCCAAUCGAAACGAAAAUUAAACACUUCCAUAUUACCAGUACAAGAACCAUCUCUGAUAAUUGUUAGCCCAGAUAAUUAUCACAAAGCCGGUCAACAAUCUCUGUGGGAGUCAUCGUCAACAUCAUCGACAACGUCACUGCCAAUGACGUCCAGACUCACUUCCUCGCCAAUUGAUUCAUCCUCACAAUAUUCAUCAUCCGAGAAACAGGAUAUGUCUAAUGACAAUAAUAAUAUUAACAAUAACAAUAUAAACAAUAACUUUAUUACAAAUAAUACUUUACCAGUAAAUUCUCAGGCAUCAAAUGAAACCGAAUGUCCACAAGUAUCAGGAUCAGUUGAUGACAAUAUAAAUCGUGAUAUAUUAUUAAGUAAGACUGUGAUUGUAGAAAAGAUAUACUACGGAAAUGAUAAUAAUGAGAGUGAUGGUGAUGAAGAGAUUGAAAUAGAUGUUGAAAAAGUUGAUGAUACUGAUACUAUGUGGAGGCCUUGGUAGUUAUCGAUAAAUAUAUGAUUUAAUUAAUUGAUAAGUAUUUAUUAAUGAUUUCGUUAAAUUUUAUUUGCUAUAAAUUAUAAAUAUUGACUAUAGGUUUAUUCUAUUGAUAAUUUUAUUGACCACAGUUGAAUUAUUAUUUUUAAUAUCAGAAAUAAUAUUUACUGGCCCAGUUAUAUUUUUAUAUUUCACUCGAAAUAUAUCGCGUUACUAAUUUCAAAAGGACAUAUUUUUAUUCGCCCUCUUGGCUUUAGGGAGCCUCCUAAAGCCAGAAGGGCGUAGGAUUUUUUUUGAUCACCAAUUGUUUGGUAGAUUUAUUUUAGAGAUGAAAAUUAAAAAAAAAUUUGAAAGACAAAAAGACGAAUGACUUAAAUUAUUUGCCUUUUUGGCUUUCAAUUUUAAGCUCUAGAAUAAGUCUUCAAAAUGAUUCAUAAUAAAAAAAGAUUUUGGUUCUACAUUGUAAAAAAUUAAGAGUGAAUUUGGAGAGCACGGAAAAAAAAUUCUCGGAAAAUUACAAUUUUAAGAGUAAAAAUAAUUUUUUUAAACUCGAAAGUAUAAACAUUGCAGCUCAUAGUCUAAUUAUUAAUAAAUAUUGUGAGAAUUACAGUAUAAGCUACAAUUUUUAUAUUUUCAAAAGUAUAAUUGAUUUUAAAUUCAAAAGUAAAAUUGAUUUUACCAUUAAAACUGUAAUUUUUAAAGUAUUCUUUUUUCUGUGUAAUUACGAAUUUUAUUUAAAUCCAAAUUCAUACCGAUAUUCAGAGUUUUGAAGUUUUUAAAAAAUUACUCCGCAUACGGAAUAAAUAGGGAGUUUGUUUUUGCAGCAGAGUAUACGGAAAAAACAAUAUAAUAGUGGCAAUCCUCUGGAAUAAUACUGAGUACUUUCUGUAAAAAAAAAAUUUCAGACACUACUGUAUGCUAUCUAGACAGUAUCCACUACUAUCUAGACUAUAUCCACUACUGUUCGGGAUUGUACUCAGUACUAUCCAGAGAGUUGCCACUACUAUAUUGUUUUUUCCGUGUAUCUGGAUUUUAUUCAAAUCCGCAUUCACUCCAAUUCAGAGUUUUAAUAUUAAAAUAAACUCCCCUUCGGAGUAAAUUUUACUCCGAGGGGAUUAAAUAACUAAACAAUUAUCCGCUCCAAAUUCACUCCGCAUUCGCCUUGGAUUUAAUCCGCGUUCACUCCGCAAAUUUUUUACAGUAUAGAGGAAGCUCCCUAAAGCCAAAAGGACAUGAGAAUGUAAGUCCUUAUGAAAUUAGUAACACCAUAUGAUAUAUUGCAAUAAUUAAUACUCGUAAUUUUUGUAAAUAUGAUCUUGAUAAAUAAUUAAACAAUCAAAAAUUGCUUUCUAUAUAAGGGAAUAACAUUUUUGAAACUAUCAACUUAUUUAAGAAUUAUGAUAAAUACGAGCAAAUGUUUUGGUACAUGGCUUUAACUUAAUUAAUUAAAAUCAAUAUCAUGAUAAUGAUAUAUGCGUUAAUUAUUAAUAUGAUCAAUUGUAUUAGUUUUAGAGAUAUCUAUUGU
This is a messenger RNA of Microplitis mediator, 2753 nucleotides long. Its product is annotated as enhancer of split mgamma protein-like. Bases 356 to 1234 code for a protein of 292 amino acids. The record is from RefSeq and is a predicted model, not a curated record. Lineage: Eukaryota; Metazoa; Arthropoda; Insecta; Hymenoptera; Braconidae. The transcript is spliced from 4 exons. Gene Ontology annotation, biological process: regulation of transcription by RNA polymerase II; anterior/posterior pattern specification; regulation of neurogenesis. Gene Ontology annotation, cellular component: nucleus. Gene Ontology annotation, molecular function: protein dimerization activity; DNA-binding transcription factor activity, RNA polymerase II-specific; RNA polymerase II cis-regulatory region sequence-specific DNA binding.